Tetrahymena thermophila SB210 is the source of this 1155-nucleotide messenger RNA. RefSeq names its product polyubiquitin. Gene Ontology annotation, biological process: modification-dependent protein catabolic process; protein ubiquitination. The transcript has a single exon. Gene Ontology annotation, molecular function: ubiquitin protein ligase binding; protein tag activity. Gene Ontology annotation, cellular component: cytoplasm; nucleus. NCBI's taxonomy places the organism in Eukaryota, Ciliophora, Oligohymenophorea, Hymenostomatida, Tetrahymenidae. The record is from RefSeq and is a predicted model, not a curated record.
AUGUAAAUUUUUGUUAAGACUUUAACUGGAAAAACUAUUACACUUAACACAGAGGUUUCAGACUCUAUCUAAGAUGUGAAAGCUAAAAUUUAAGACAAGGAAGGUAUUCCACCUGAUCAAUAAAGACUAAUUUUUGCAGGUAAGCAGCUUGAUGAUGGAAGAAGUUUAUCAGACUAUAAUAUACAAAAAGAAUCAACCCUUCAUUUAGUCUUGAGAUUAAGAGGUGGUAUGCAAAUUUUUGUUAAGACCUUGACUGGUAAGACUGUUACUUUAGAUCUUGAACCUUGUGAUACUGUUGAAAAUGUUAAGGCUAAGAUUCAAGACAAGGAAGGAAUUCCACCUGAUCAAUAAAGACUGAUAUUCGCUGGUAAACAACUCGAUGAUAGCAGAACUCUUUCUGAUUAUAAUAUUUAAAAGGAAUCUACACUUCACUUGGUCUUGAGACUAAGAGGUGGUAUGCAAAUUUUCGUUAAGACCUUGACUGGUAAGACUGUUACUUUAGAUAUUGAAGCUUCUGAUACUAUUGAAAACAUUAAGGCUAAGAUUUAAGACAAGGAAGGUAUUCCACCUGAUCAAUAAAGAUUAAUUUUUGCUGGUAAGCAACUUGAUGAUGGAAGAACUGUAUAAGACUAUAAUAUACAAAAAGAAUCAACUCUCCAUUUAGUUUUGAGAUUAAGAGGUGGAAUGCAAAUAUUCGUAAAGACCUUGACUGGUAAGACUGUUACUUUAGAUCUUGAUCCUUGUGAUACCAUUGAAAAUGUUAAGGCUAAGAUUCAAGACAAGGAACGAAUUCCUCCUGAUUAAUAAAGACUGAUAUUUGCUGGUAAACAACUCGAUGAUAGCAGAACUCUUUCUGAUUACAAUAUUUAAAGGGAAUCUACUCUUCACUUAGUCUUGAGAUUAAGAGGUGGCAUGUAAAUUUUCGUUAAGACCUUGACUGGUAAGACAAUUACUUUAGAUGUGGAAUCUUCUGAUACUAUUGAUAAUGUUAAAGCUAAGAUUCAAGACAAAGAAGGAAUUCCACCUGAUCAAUAAAGGCUCAUUUUUUCAGGUAAAUGCCUUGAAGACACUAGAAAACUUACUGAUUAUAAUAUCUAAAAAGAGUCAACACUUCACUUAGUUUUAAGAUUAAGAGGUGGUUAUAUAAAUAUAUGA